GGCUCAUCGUGUGAUGUAAUAGGCCACGGUUACACACUGAUUUAUUGCCGAUUUCAGCACCGGAGCUGUCCUCCGAAAACUGACGGACGCUGCUGCCGCGUGAACCGAUGAUGCUGAGGAGCUCGAGCUGCUGAAAUCCUCCCUCUCUCUCUCUCUCUCUCUCUCUUUCUCUCUCUCUCUCUCCCUCUCUCCCCUCUUCUCUCCCUCCUCGCUCCUCUCCUCCACACGCACAAAACGCUCUGUCAUGGCGUCUUCCAACCAUGUUACCCCCACCAACUGUAGCUGGUGGCCCAUCUCAGCCAUGGACGAAGACGGCAAAAUCACAGACGGGGAGGAGUGCGAAGAACCGACGGCAGAGCCCAAACCCUUCAAUAAAGACAGGCUCGUUUUGUACCACUGGACGCAGUCUUUCACCUCCCAAAAGGUACGUCUAGUCAUUAAUGAGAAGGGUCUGGUCUGCGAGGAGAGGGAUGUGAGCUUGCCGCUGCAGGAGCACAAGGAGCCGUGGUUCAUGAGGCUGAACCUGGGCGAGGAGGUGCCCGUCUUCCUCCACGGCGACACCAUCAUCAGUGACUACAACCAGAUUAUAGAUUACCUGGAGAAAAACUUUGUGGGAGACACGGUGGCUCAGCUGGUUCCUGAUGCAGACUCACCUCUCCACGAGCGUGUGCAGCAGUACCGCCAACUACUGGAUGGCCUGCCCAUGGACGCUUACACACACGGCUGCAUCCUCCAUCCAGAGCUCACCACCGACUCUAUGAUCCCAAAGUACGCCACCGCAGAAAUACGUAGACACCUGGCCAACGCUGCGACGGAGCUGAUGAAGUUAGACCAUGAGGAGCCUCAGCUGACAGAACCGUACCUCUCCAAGCAGAAGAAACUCAUGGCGAAAAUCUUGGACCACGAUAAUGUGAACUACCUGAAGAAAAUUCUGGGGGAGUUAGCCAUGGUUCUAGAUCAAGUGGAGGCCGAGCUGGAGAAAAGAAAACUAGAGUAUCAAGGUCAGAAGUGUGAGUUGUGGCUAUGUGGACCUGAAUUUACGCUAGCUGACGUCUGCCUCGGAGCCUUGUUGCACAGGCUCAAGUUCUUGGGACUUUCUAAGAAAUACUGGGAGGACGGCAGCCGACCCAACCUGCAGUCCUUUUUUGUGCGUGUGCAAAAACGCUACGCUUUCCGCAAGGUCUUGGGCGACAUCCACACGACCCUUCUGUCGGCGGUCCUACCCAACGCCUUCCGGAUGGUAAAAAAGAAGCCGCCGUCCUUCUUCGGGGCCUCUUUUCUCAUGGGCUCGCUGGGAGGGAUGGGCUACUUUGCCUACUGGUAUUUAAAAAAGAAAUACAUGUAGUGA
Molecule: messenger RNA, 1348 nt
Organism: Plectropomus leopardus (leopard coralgrouper)
Lineage: Eukaryota; Metazoa; Chordata; Actinopteri; Perciformes; Serranidae
Source: RefSeq, a predicted model, not a curated record